Molecule: messenger RNA, 2587 nt
Organism: Lytechinus pictus (painted urchin)
Lineage: Eukaryota; Metazoa; Echinodermata; Echinoidea; Temnopleuroida; Toxopneustidae
Product: DNA-directed RNA polymerases I and III subunit RPAC1-like
Exons: 12
Coding region: 492-1415 (307 amino acids)
Biological process (GO): DNA-templated transcription
Cellular component (GO): RNA polymerase I complex; RNA polymerase III complex
Molecular function (GO): DNA binding; protein dimerization activity
Source: RefSeq, a predicted model, not a curated record
GAUCUGGUGCGUAUCUUCGAGCACGUGUUUCACAGAUCUAUGUUGUAGUCGGCCGAUCAUCCAUCAUCAGUCAUAUCAUGGCUGCUCCUCACAUUGAAGAUUCCAAAACACGCGUGCGGCUGCUUGAACAUGGAGUUGACAAUAUCAUCAGGCUGACUGAUACUAGGCCCAUAGACCAACAAGUGCUAAACAUCUAGGAGAGUGACCUCACAUCAGCCAACAGCCAAUGAUUUUUACUCUCCUAAUACCUCCGUGCUAGGGAGGAUGUUAGUCCAAAAUUUAGCCCAACCAGGUGCCUUGCAGAACCAUUUAGAGAUUUAAAACUUUGCUAAGGCACAGUUACCAAUGUUACCCUCCAAACGCCUCCUCUCCAGCAGCUUGCAGAUCAUGCAUGAUCACCCAGCAGUAGGGGAGACCGGGGUUAGUUGGAACACGGGGUUCACAGUUCAAGUUUCCCUGGAAAUUAUGUUGGAAGUGAUGAUUCUUGGAGCAUGGACAAAUUUACCAAGAACUUUCGUAUCGAUGUGAUUAGGCUGACUAAAACUGAGCUAGAGUUUGACAUGGUAGGAGUAGAUCCAGCAGUAGCUAAUGCAUUUAGGAGGAUUCUGCUUGCAGAGGUACCAACAAUGGCAGUUGAGAAGGUCUUUAUUUUUAAUAAUACAUCCAUCAUACAAGAUGAAGUUCUCGCUCAUAGAUUAGGACUUAUUCCUAUCAAGGCUGAUCCAAGAAUAUUUGAAUACAGACAGGAAGGUGAUGAAACAGGAAGUGAAGAAGACACAAUAGAAUUCCAACUGAAAGUGAAAUGUACAAAGAAUCCAAAUGCUUCUAAAGAUGCUACUGAUCCUGAUGAACUCUAUAAGAAUUCCAAAGUAACAACUGAACAUUUCAAGUGGAAUCCUAUAGGGAGCCAAGAGCAAACGCAUGGACCUAAAGCAUUUGCACCAGUUGACAAUGAUAUCUUGAUAGCGAAGCUGAGACCAGGCCAGGAGAUUGAUCUUAAAAUGCAUUGUGUGAAAGGAGUUGGUAAAGAUCAUGCUAAGUUUUCUCCAGUAGCAACUGCCUCGUAUCGUCUUAUGCCCGAGAUCAAAUUGACCGAGAAUAUCAUAGGAGAGAGGGCAAAGAAACUUCAACAGUGUUUUUCUCCUGGAGUAAUUGAGGUAGAGAAAAGAAAUGGUGUUCCUGUAGCAGUAGUAGCUUGUCCAAGGAAAGAUACGUGUAGUAGAGAAGUCUUCUCACAUGAUGACCUCAAAGAUUGUGUGAAGUUGAAUAGAAUUCGGGAUCACUUCAUAUUCUCUGUGGAGUCAACUGGAGCUCUUCUCCCUGAUGAACUGGUCUCUGAGGCUAUCAAGAUUCUGAGAGCAAAGUGCAAGACAUUCCAACAAGACCUUGAUAUGCUGAGUAAUCAAGAUACAUGAACUCAUCUUUGAUUUGUCUAGAAUAUCUGACUCAAAUGUUGCUGGAUGAGAAUGUGAACUCAAUGAAGUAGAAGCUAAAGCAAUAGACGGAAGCAGUCAAGCAGGACUUACUGAGGAUCCAAGAUACAUGACACAUGAACUCUCCUUGCUCAAUGUAGUUAUCCAUCUCAAUUAUUGCUUGUUGAGAAUAUGAACUAAAUGAAGUAGACUCUAAGUAAACAAAGCAAGAGAAGUGCGUAACAACAGAGACACAGACACCUAAACUCGUCUUGCUCUAUCUAGAAUAUCUAUGUCGACUGUGAGUUUGUGAGAACAUGAACUCAAUGAAAGGAGAAUCAAUGCAAAUAAAGGAAGCAGGAGACACACUGAGCAACCAAGAUACACAACAUCUAAAAAAAAAAAAGAAUACUUAGAAAGAAGUGGUAUAAUGCUCUGAUUCUGCUCUUCUGUAAUCCAAAAUUACCAGAAAAUAUAACUUUAGUGGGUACUGUCCCCCACGAGCCUAACCUCCAACCAUCAUGUAAUGUGGUUCUGCGAAAGUUCUGGAAAACUUUAUAGUGCCUUUUGGCAUCUUAACCCUAAAAGGACUGGGGGGGGGGGGCCAUGAUGGGCCCCCUCGACGCUUCGCGCGAUAUUUCCGAAACGCAAAAAGAUAACGCCGCAAAAUUUUAUGACUUUUUUCUUUGAAGUCUCGCGCAACUUUUGAGACCAAAAUCGCGACAUAGGGUAUAGCAUCGCGACAUCACAUGACUUUUUACAAGGCAAUGUCAUGCCGAAAAUGGCUCAUUUUUAUACUUUGUGUACAAAGUCUAUGGGAGAUGAAAUUAAUAAAAGGGUGAUUGUUUUUCGUCCUAAUUGGUCUGCUUGAUUAAUUGAGCGUUCAGUUUAGUUGUUAAAUGGUCUGUAUUAAUUUUUAUUGAAAAAAACAAUGAAAAACAGAAGGUGAAAAAACAAAGAAAUACAUGAGAAAUUCUAAAAACAAAGAAAUACGUAAGGAAAAAAUUGGCUUUCGCAAUUUUUCGUUUUCAAAACCUUUAAAUUGGAUUACAAAGAUGACAUCUUCAGGACAUUGUCAGUGAUGUUUUGAUAUUAAAUUAUUUAAUGUUUAUCUUACAAAGUAUUAAAGGAAGGUUCAAUAAAUCAUCAACAUAUCUGUUGAUUUUCAAAUAUUA